AUGGGACCUUUACUAUUUCCAGCCAUUCACAGACCCGUUGGUUUUGGAAACAAUGGUUUCAAUAGCUUUGACGAUGGCAGCUUUGGCUUGAAUAAUUUUGGAUUCAAUUCCGGUGGACCUGCUUCUGCAGCCUCUAGCGCUGCCGCCGCCGGUGGACCUUUUGGUGGAGCUGCUUCCUCCUCAGCCGCUGCAUCAGGUGCUCCUGGUUUUGGUUUGAAUGUUGGUUUCCCAGGUCUCCAAGGAUUCCAAGGUGGUCUCCAAGGAUUCCAAAGUGGUCUCCAAGGAUUCCUAGGUGGUUUCCAAGGAGUACAAGGUGGUUUUCAAGGUGGUUUCCAAGGAGUACAAGGGUUCCAGGGAUUCCCAGGCGUCCCAUCCUUUGGAUUUCCCGGAGGUGCUGCAGCCGGAGCCGCGGCUUCUAGUGACGACGGAUCAGCCUCCGCCUCCUCUGCUGCCUCUACUUGCGCCCAAGCCUCCGUUUCAAGUUCAAAUUUUCCAGGAGUCCCCACUUACCCAAUUCCAGGCGUGCCCACUUAUCCACUUCCAGGCGUACCCACCUACCCAGUUCCAGGCGUACCCACUUAUCCAGUUCCAUGCGUGCCCACUUACCCACGUCGUGGCGUACCUACUUACCCACUUCCAGGCGUACCUUUACCCCCUUUUUCAGGUCAACCACGUAGACCAUUUGGAAAGAGGGUAUAUUGAGAAGUUGAGAAUAAACCAAUCCAGAAAUACACUGAUCACCAUUUGCAAUAUUGUUGUUGUGUGUCUGUUAUUAAGCAAUAAA
Messenger RNA from Magallana angulata, 784 nucleotides. Its product is annotated as elastin-like. The transcript is spliced from 3 exons. The coding region runs from base 1 to 702 and encodes 233 amino acids. NCBI's taxonomy places the organism in Eukaryota, Metazoa, Mollusca, Bivalvia, Ostreida, Ostreidae. The record is from RefSeq and is a predicted model, not a curated record.